AUGUCAGACAUCUUAGAAAUUCAUUGUAAUACGAGUACGAAUGAUCAAAUUCAAGACAACAAGAUGCGAUCACAAACCGUCGUUGUUUUAUUCACACUUUGCCUAUCAGCAUUCUAUGCUGCUGGUUAUCGUAUAAACCAGUCUAAUGACAAGCGACUCGAUGGAACCCUUCGCCAACUCUUACGUCAACAACAAUUGAGAAGCAACAAACGCGGUGGUAACCGUUUUAUAUUCUCAGAAAGAUCCGAGCCAGGAGACGAAGUACCACUCGAGACAUUCAGACAACAAGCUUUAGAUAAACACAACGAAUAUCGAAGCAAACACUGUGUCCCUGCACUGCAAUUAGAUGAUGAAUUAAACAACAUCGCACAACAAUAUGCAGAAAAGCUUGCUGCAACUGAUACAUUUGAACACAGUGGAGCUACAUAUCACGGUGAAUGGAUGGGAGAAAAUAUUUAUACCGCCUGGUCAUCAGAAUCAGUGCUCAAUACUCCAGGUGACAAGGCAGUUACCAAGUGGUAUAAUGAAAUCUCUGAUUAUGAUUGGAACAAUCCAACUUCUUCAUCUGGAACUGGACAUUUCACUCAAGUCGUUUGGAAGGCUUCAACACGUUUAGGUAUUGGCAGAGCUGUAUCAGCCAGUAACAAGAUCUAUGUUGUUGCAAACUAUUUUCCUGGCGGUAAUUUCAAUAACGCAUAUGAAGAAAAUGUACCACGCUUAUGUUAA
Adineta ricciae is the source of this 726-nucleotide messenger RNA. Lineage: Eukaryota; Metazoa; Rotifera; Eurotatoria; Adinetida; Adinetidae. The record is from the annotation of a GenBank genome assembly.